This is a messenger RNA of Oreochromis aureus, 1933 nucleotides long. RefSeq names its product casein kinase II subunit beta-like. Gene Ontology annotation, molecular function: protein kinase regulator activity. Lineage: Eukaryota; Metazoa; Chordata; Actinopteri; Cichliformes; Cichlidae. The record is from RefSeq and is a predicted model, not a curated record. Bases 116 to 763 code for a protein of 215 amino acids. The transcript has 7 exons. Gene Ontology annotation, cellular component: cytoplasm; protein kinase CK2 complex.
CUACCUUAUUUUGAAAAGACCGCAUGACCGGAAGUCAUAUUUUGUCACCCUGGGAGGGAGGACAGCUUAGCAAAGCUUGCAAAUUGAUGAGUUAUUUAAUAUAAAAGAAGGGAGGAUGAGCAGCUCAGAGGAGGUGUCCUGGAUAUCGUGGUUCUGUGGACUCAGAGGGAACGAGUUCUUCUGCGAGGUUGAUGAAGACUACAUACAGGACAAGUUUAACCUGACGGGGUUGAAUGAGCAGGUGCCUCAUUACCGCCAGGCUCUGGAUAUGAUUCUUGACCUGGAGCCAGAUGAGGAGCUUGAAGAUAAUCCAAACCAAAGCGAUCUGAUAGAGCAGGCAGCAGAGAUGCUGUACGGCCUUAUACAUGCACGUUACAUCCUCACAAACAGAGGCAUUGCACAAAUGUUGGAAAAGUAUCAACAGGGGGAUUUUGGCUAUUGCCCCAGAGUGUAUUGUGAGAAUCAGCCAAUGCUUCCGAUUGGUCUAUCAGAUAUACCGGGAGAAGCAAUGGUGAAACUUUAUUGCCCAAAGUGCAUGGAUGUGUACACCCCUAAAUCCUCCAGGCACCACCACACGGAUGGAGCGUACUUUGGCACGGGGUUCCCUCACAUGCUGUUCAUGGUGCACCCAGAGUACCGCCCAAAGCGACCCGCCAAUCAGUUUGUGCCAAGGCUGUACGGGUUCAAAAUCCACCCAAUGGCUUAUCAACUCCAGCUUCAGGCAGCAUCAAGUUUCAAGAGCCCAGUAAAGGUGAUUCGCUAGAAGCCAUCUUUGACAAAGACAGUGGACUCAGAGACUUUGUUGUUUACAACUUGCGUAAAGCAAUGGGUUGUGUAUAACCAAUAAAUACCUGUACAGUUCUCCAAACUCACCUCUGUGUUGAUAAGCACUUUCAGAUUCAGCCAUUUCCUCUCCUUUCGGAGGCAGUUACAGUUGAGCAGUUUUUAAUUAUAAUAAUUAAUUAUUCAUUAAUGGUUGAGCUCCAGACAUGUGGUUCAACCUUAACUGAUGUCAGUCCGUCUUUUCAAAAUAAAGGUGUUUCUCUUUUAGAUUGAAAAGUGACUUUUACUCAGUGAUAAUGAAAACUGCAGUUUGCUUUGCGGCUUAAUUGAAUGUAACAGAAUGUCUCACCACCAGCCCCAAGAGGUUUGCCUUACCAGUGGUUAAGCCUCAUGAAAAUGUAACUAUCAAAUCCAGAACACAUGUAGGAAUGUGCUUAGAUGUUGCUCUUGUAAUAUGUGCAAAUAUAAUCAGGUGCUCUUACCAACAACCAGUGAAUACCAAAUUAGAGAGACAAAGAAAAGAAAAAAGGACCUAUGCUUGUUUUAAAUGUUACUCCUCAGUUUCAUGAGAUAUAGUGGCAGUGUAUUUGCUUGUUUAGACAGCUCUAACAAUCAUUUCCUGAUGGCUCUGUUUGUAUAUGUUUAAAUAAUGGGAUAACGGUCUAGACCAGGGAUGUCGGAACAUAAGGCUCUGGGGCCAGAAGUGGCCGGCAAAGACUCCAAUCCGGUCCACUUGAACUUUCAACUCUAUUUUCAUAAAUUUGGCAGCGUUUCUUAUUGAUAAAGAUCUCCCAUUCAUAAUAAAUCACAAUGAUUAAUAAUUACAUAAAGGUUUGUUUUUCCACUAUAUACUAUGAUUUGGGUUUUUUGUUUUGUUUUUUGUAGGUUUCUGUGAAGUUAUGAAAACUUUAUAUUGUAUAAUUACAGAAUAGUCUGGGCAAUGAACUUCCAGAACUGCUGUAAUUUUAAACAUCCAUCAGUUUCAUUGAUUCAGCUGAUUUAAGAUCAAAGUGGGCUGACUUUGUAAAAUGAGUUUGACAUCCCUGAUCUAGACAGAUGUGACUUUCUUUUUUUUAAGAGUUUGGUAUUGAACGUGCAACAUCCACUGCAAAACAAGUAACUGGCAUUAAAUAUUUAUUUCUUAUCAAGA